Micromonas commoda is the source of this 3484-nucleotide messenger RNA. RefSeq lists its product with no specific name. Gene Ontology annotation, molecular function: transcription coregulator activity. Lineage: Eukaryota; Viridiplantae; Chlorophyta; Mamiellophyceae; Mamiellales; Mamiellaceae. Gene Ontology annotation, cellular component: SAGA complex. The transcript has a single exon. Gene Ontology annotation, biological process: regulation of transcription by RNA polymerase II. The record is from RefSeq and is a predicted model, not a curated record. Bases 1 to 2652 code for a protein of 883 amino acids.
AUGGAUCGCGAGAUGCGUCGCGACGAUCCCGCCGGCCCGUCGGCCCCGCCCCCGGACCUCCGCGACCUCCUCAGCCGCCGCCAUCGCGCGACCGCACCCGCGGGUUUCCGGCCGCACGCGCUGGACCAGCGCCUGCUCGGCGCCGGGGGCGCGAUCCCGGAAUCGCUCCCGCUCUCCUUCGUCCUCGUCCUCGCCCCGGGCGGGUUCGCCAUUCAGAAACCCCCCGCGAGCACCGAGGAGAUGACCGGCCCCGCGCCGAGCCUGAAAGACGCGCUGGAGGCCGCGGGCACCAUGCUCCAUCCCUACGAUCGAUCCUCCCGAUCGCUUCUCCAGGCGGUUGACGCCGGGCGCAUGCCCUCGGGCCUCCUCGACGGCAUCCCGCUCAAGUACGUCGACGGCGCCGCGCUGUGCGAGGUGCGCGAUUAUAGGGGUAGAAGCGAACUCCGUCUCGCGGCCGCGUGCAGGCGCUACGUCGCGGUGCUGCACCCCACCGCCGCCACCGUCGCCGCAGACGCCGAGGAGCUCUGCGCGCAGCUCGACGUCGUCGCGCCGGUCACCGGGCGCGGGUACUGGGCCAGACUGGCCGGCGUGGACGACGUGUUCGGGGCGAGGAGCGACGCGCGGGAUGGAUCCGCGGCGGUUCAGCAUCCGUCCCUCCCGGGCACGCCGGCGGGGGGGGCGAAGAGGAAGGCGGCGGGGGCGGCGGCGGGAUCGGGGUCGGGGUCGGGGGAGAAGUCGAGGCGCGAGCGCGAGGCGGACGCGGCGGCGCGCGCGGCGGCACAGCUGUGCAGGAGGCUCGCGGUCGAGGGCGCGCUCCUCACGGCGACGUCCGCGCCGCUGUGCCUGGACCCGGAUCCCGCGGUGGCGGCGUCGAGGCGGUCAAUGACGGCGGCGUACGCGGCGCCCGCUCGAGCGGCGGCGGCGGCGACGCUGUGCUGGUCCCGGCGAACCCGCCCGCCGUACCGCGUCCCAGCGGGUGCGGACGAGCCCCCGAUAGCGGCGGCGGCGGCGAGGGAGUGGCGGAAAAGGCGGAGGUGGCUCGCGGAGCCGGCGGAGCUGCAGCCGUCCCUCGGGCCCGAUUCGGGGUUUGAGUGGUACGAGCGAGGCGUCGGGCGCGGGGACGCGCGCGAGUGGGCCGAGCGGGCCCAGGGUGCCGAGGGUGCCGAGGGUGCCGAGGGUGCCGACACCAACAGCGGCGGCGGGGCCCGGUGGGCGUGCUACGGCGACGUCGAGGAAUCGCCGCUCGCGGAUCCGCUGAGGGGGCGGACGCUGUGGGGCGCGCCAGAGGCGGCGGCGAUGCCUCCGCCCGCGAGGCCCAUCGCCGCCGCCGCCGCGAGGUGGCACGUCGAGGACCAGCCCCGGGCGGACCGUACCGACGACGACGACCGCGGCGGCGCCGCCGGGGGUGACGCGCCGCCGAGGCCGCACGUGCGACCCGGGUGGUCGUGCGCGGGUACCGUGCCCGCGGCGAUGAUCGCGGCGGCGGCGGCGGAGGCGAGCGCGAUGAAUCGUCGGGACGAGGAGGACGGAGGCGCCGGCGCGGGUUCGACGGGGGUGACUAGGGUGCCGACACAUCCGGCGACGCCCGCCGCCGUCGUCGUCAAGACCGAGGUCGAGAGCGAGGUUGACGUCGAGCGGGAGGGGACCUACCCGGCGGCCGGGGGUCCGAGCUCGCCCUCAAACCUCGCGGAUGUUCUGGAACGAGAACGGGUCGGCGGCGAGGAGGACCCCGACGGCUACGACGACCGCGACGAGCCCGGCGUGGACCCAAGCCUGGACGGCGGUCACCUGCGUUUGCGCGCGGACAAGCGGGCGAUCGGGUGGAGGGUCGUCGCCGACCCCGGGUCCAUCGCGGCGCGCGCGCUGGAGAGCCGCAAGCGCAGGCGCGACGCGGCGGCGGCUGAUGUAAAUGGCGUCGCCGGCGGAACCGGUGUUCAACCGGUGAGGUUUAAGAAGGGUCCCGGCGCGGCGCUGGACGCGUCCGCCGCGCCGGCGUCGCUCGCGCUCGUGGACACCAAGCAAACCGUGCUGCUGCAGCACUACGACCCGGAGUGGGCCGCCAACCUCGACCCCAAGGUUAAGGAAUCGAUUCGACCGCUCCGGUACGUCGGGUGCGCCAUUCGAGAUCCGCACGAGAAAGCACCGGAGAGCGAGAGCGCCUACGGCGUCGACGUGAAGCAAGCGGCGGUGACGGACCCGCAAACAAACAACGGGCCGAACGGUAACGUCGAUCUGCAUUUUAGGAUGGACGUCGGCCCCGGGUCGGUCACGCAGGCGCUCAAGGACGCCGCGCCGGCGUCGGAGGAGGAACCGGUGAUUUUUGAGUUGCCGCCGUUUACGAGCAAGGACCACGCCGGGCGGUUCGUCCUCGCGUUUCACAAGCAGGCGACGAAAGAGGGUCUGGUGCACUUCCGCCCGCCCGGAGGGAGCAUGGCUGUGCCCACGCUGGGCACGGUGGGGAACGCGAUCGACCCGUCCAAGCCGCCGAGCAGGCCCGGGUCGGCGCCGCCGCAGACGCAACCACCGACUCAGGCAGGCUCACAGCAGCAGCAGCAGCAGCAGCGGGUGCUGCAGCAGCAGAGGAGCCUGGACCAGGCGCGGGCGCAAGCCAGGGAGAUGCUGAUCCACCAGGGAGGGAUGUCGAACAGCUAGAACACGUGUUUAUUGAAACCGAGCAACGCCAAACUGACUACGAGCGCUUCUUCAGAGAGAGCCGGAAUAAAUCCGUAAUCGCCUCCUCCUGAAACUUGACCUCGUUGCGGAACUCCUUCUCGCCCUCCGCGUGUAUCUUGGCGAGCUCGUCCACGUUCAUCAGCACCCGCCGCCGCACCAUCACCGGCUUCUUACUCGCAAUCUCUCUCUCCAGGUCGUCCAUCCGCACCUCGUUACCCCGCAUCACGCUCCUGGCCAUCUCGAGCUUGGUCUCGCGGAGGGAAUUUUUCCUCCACGCGUCGAGAGCGUCCUUGUACGCGGUCCAGUCCUUGCCGCGCUGCCGCCGGCGCUGCUUCAAAAAUUUCUUGACGAGCCGCGCCUUGAUGUCCACCGGCACGAGCUGCCGCGCGUCCACCUCGUCGUAUUGGCGAACGUUCUCCAUCCUGAACCCCUGGACGCACGCCCUGCGCCGGCGAACAAAGUCGACCCCUUCCCCUUUGCCCUUCUUCUGCUCCGCCGCCACCGCCCUCGACGUGUGAAGGUACCGCUCGUAAAAGGUCCAGUGCACGACGAACGAGUCCACCUGGUCGGGCAUGACCCGAAACGCGCUGCGGUACGCCGUCUGGAUCGUCGCGCACGCGCGCCUGAGCUGGUGUAAACGCCGCACGAUUUCGUUUCCUUUCCCGACGUCUUCCAGAAACGCCCGGAUGUUCUCCGCCGCCUCCCGCCGCCGCCGCCUGUGAUACCACAUCCAGAGCCUAUCCCGGAUGAACAGAGCCGCGCGGAUCCGUUCGCGCACCGCCACGCGGGACACGCACCCGCGCCACCACCG